Prunus armeniaca (apricot) is the source of this 1332-nucleotide messenger RNA. The record is from the annotation of a GenBank genome assembly. NCBI's taxonomy places the organism in Eukaryota, Viridiplantae, Streptophyta, Magnoliopsida, Rosales, Rosaceae.
AUGGAAUUUAGUGUGAGCGGGAACGCCCUGAAGACCUUCACUCGCUCUAUCACGUGCCUCGCACGCGUCGGAAACGAGCUCGCCAUCCAAGCUUCGUCUUCUCAGCUUGCUUUGCACACUCUCAAUUCGUCACGGUCUGCCUAUCACUCAAGUACAUUUAAGCCUGAAUUCUUUGAUGUCUAUACUAUAUCUUGUAACCAGGUGCAAUGUAGUGUGCUUUUGAAGGCUGUUUGUUCUGUGCUUAGGACACCUUUAGCAACUAUAGAUCAUUUGAGCAUACGAUUGCCUGAUCCCGAUGCAUCAAAAAUGCAAUGGACUUUAGAAUGCUACAGUGGUAUGAAAAAAUCCUAUUGGAUUAUUUGCAAUGUUGAACCAGACAUACAACAUCUAUCUCUUGAUAGGAGAAGAUUCCCAAGCAGCUUAGUUGUGAGACCUCGAGAUCUAAACAGAUUGCUUGCUAAUUUUCAGUCAUCGCUUCAGGAGAUUACCAUCAUAGCAACAGAACCCACUUCCAUGCCUUCUGAUGUGGCAAGUGAAAUUGGAGGAAAAGCUGUCGAACUUAGAAGUUAUAUUGACCCGACCAAAGACAGCGACUCAUCACUGCAUACUCAACUAUGGAUAGACCCUGCAGAAGAGUUUGUGCAGUAUACUCACACGGGAGACCCCAUAGAUGUGACGUUUGGUGUGAAGGAGUUGAAGGCAUUCCUUUCCUUCUGUGAGGGCUGUGAAGUUGACAUUCACUUGUAUUUUGAGAAAGCCGGAGAGCCUAUUCUAAUGGCACCCAAGUUCGGUCUAGAUGAUGGGUCCACUUCAAAUUUUGAUGCUACACUUGUACUUGCAACCAUGCUAGUGUCGCAGCUCCAUGAAAGCAAUACCUCAGAACCUCCACAAGCAGCUACUGCAAUGCACAUUCAGGAAGAUCAUGGGACAGGGUCAGAACCAGGACGAGAAAGGUGUGGAACAAAUGUUUCGGGGCAUCCAUCUGAUCACACCAGAAUUUGGUCUGAUCUUUCAGGAAGUGGUGCAAGAAGUGGCAGUGGUGCCCAAGCAGGACAGGCUCAAGGGGAAAGAAAUUUGAGUGCUAAUGGACAGAGAGAAAUUCAAAGGAUGAGCACAAUGCAUAUUUCAAAUCCUGCAUGUGCUAGGGAAAAUGAACCUGUGCAGGAGGAUCAUAUGGAAGAACCUCGAGAUAGGUCACAAAUUAACGGUGAUGGCUUUUCACAACGUCAUCCUAGCAACUGGAUAGAUGCAGAUGAGGAUGAUAGUGAUGAGGAUGGAGAGGAGAAUGAACUCUGUAUUCCUUCAACACCACCAUACUAUGAAGAACAUUAG